Messenger RNA from Penicilliopsis zonata CBS 506.65, 1906 nucleotides. RefSeq lists its product as hypothetical. The transcript is spliced from 4 exons. Gene Ontology annotation, biological process: intracellular manganese ion homeostasis; iron ion transport. Gene Ontology annotation, cellular component: membrane. The record is from RefSeq and is a predicted model, not a curated record. Bases 176 to 1855 code for a protein of 559 amino acids. Gene Ontology annotation, molecular function: manganese ion transmembrane transporter activity; cadmium ion transmembrane transporter activity. Lineage: Eukaryota; Fungi; Ascomycota; Eurotiomycetes; Eurotiales; Aspergillaceae.
GACGAUAAGCAGCGGUCGACGGUCGGGGAAUUUCGGUACUCUCCCGCAAGGACCUUGGCAGUAGUUCCACCGGGGUCGGCAAUUCAUUCCUCGGUGGAGAUAUAUUCGGGGAUCAGGGAUCGUCGCCCAUCCUGCAUUUGCACACCAGCUCUGUGUGGACGUGUCCAAAACGGCGAUGAACUGUCCUUCGAGAACGGAUAAUACUUUAGACCACCCCGGGUGGAAUCAGAAUCCGCCCCCGUUAAACGCGGAGACGACGACGAGAAAUGACUUGAACGGCAUCACAAACUCGAGGGAGCAUCGGGAGCAUGGUUCGGACCUGGGAGGCAUGGCGACGGGACGCACAGAAAAGACCCCUCAGGGCGGGGUGUUCGCUGCGACUUCUGGCUUUGAACAGCCUAAGAGUCACAGCGAGUCACCUCGCCGACCCCUCAAAGAAAUAUUAUAUACCUCCUGCUCUGGGAUGUGGCAGACCCUAAUCAACUUUGGACGUUUCGUUGGCCCCGGGUUCCUGAUUGCGGUAGCUUACAUCGACCCUGGCAACUACUCGACCGACGUGGCCGCCGGAGCAAGCUCUCGAUACGCCCUCCUCUUUAUAGUCCUCCUUUCCAACCUAUUCGCGAUCUUCCUGCAGUCAUUAUGCAUCAAACUCGGAACAGUCACGGGUCUGAAUCUAGCGGAGAACUGCAGAGACCAUCUGCCGAAGUGGCUGGUUAUAAUCCUCUAUAUCUUCUCGGAGGCGGCCAUUGUUGCCACUGAUAUCGCAGAGGUUAUUGGUUCUGCAAUUGCUCUCAAUCUUUUGUUAAAGAUCCCGCUAGUAGCAGGGUGUGCCAUCACUCUUGCCGACGUUCUGAUCUUACUGGUCUUCUACCGACCCAACGGCUCAAUCUGGGGCUUACGAGCGUUUGAGUUUUUCGUCAUGGCCCUCGUCCUAGGAGUCGUCGUAUGCUUCUGCAUCCAACUCUCCCUCAUCCAGGAUCAGUCAAUAGGGGCAGUCUUCAAGGGCUACCUGCCUUCCGCCGCGGUGGUCAAGUCCAACGGUCUUUACCAAAGUUGCGGUAUCCUCGGGGCUACAGUGAUGCCGCACUCAUUGUUUCUUGGGAGCGGAGUGGUUCAGGCGCGCCUGAAGCAUUUCGACGUCACUCAGGGAUACGUUGAGUCGUCUGUGCCUCUGGGCAGCAAUGGCGGGGAAGUCGAGUACCGCCCCAGCAUCCAUGCGAUAAGGGGCUGCCUCAAGUACUCGAUCAUCGAGCUGACGCUGUCUCUGUUCACCUUUGCGCUGUUUGUGAACAGCGCGAUCCUCAUUGUCGCGGGGGCAUCCUUGUACGGCGUCUCUGGCAGCGAUAGUGCCGAUAUCUGGGCCAUCCACGACCUGCUCUCGUCGUCGAUAGCCCCCGCUGCAGGCCUGAUCUUUGCGCUAGCCCUGCUUCUCUCGGGCAUCUCUGCGGGAAUCGUUUGCACGAUGGCUGGCCAGAUGGUCAGCGAGGGCAUGCUGAACUGGAGCGUGCAACCGUGGGUGCGGCGAUUGGUCACGCGGUUGAUCAGCAUCGUUCCCAGCAUCAUCAUCGCCGCGGCCGUGGGGAAGGAUGGGUUAGACCAGGCUCUGAAUGCCAGCCAGGUCGUGCUGAGCAUUAUCCUCCCAUUUGUCACGGCGCCACUCAUCUACUUUACCUGUCGGAACCGGUACAUGACGGUCCCGGCGCCGGAAGGUCUGGACGGCGAGUCGGACCACCCGGCGGAGGGGAUCGGGAUGCGGAAUCAUUUCCUGGUGACUGCUCUUGCAGUAGUGAUAUGGAUUGUUAUCGCGGUGAUGAACAUUGCUCUCCUGGUCUUGCUUGGAAUGGGGGAAGACUAAGACAAAGAUAGAUAGAUACUAGACAUAGACUAAUGCCGUUACAAUAACCAU